This is a messenger RNA of Telopea speciosissima, 548 nucleotides long. Its product is annotated as dehydrin HIRD11-like. Gene Ontology annotation, molecular function: metal ion binding. The transcript is spliced from 2 exons. Lineage: Eukaryota; Viridiplantae; Streptophyta; Magnoliopsida; Proteales; Proteaceae. Bases 102 to 497 code for a protein of 131 amino acids. The record is from RefSeq and is a predicted model, not a curated record.
AGAGCCGAGGUCCAUUAACUAACACAUCGUUUAGUUGAAACCAGAAAGAGUAGGAGAGGGAAGAGCUAGCGUGAGUUUAUAAUCGUUUGUGGUUUGUGAGAAUGGCAGGAAUUUUGCAAAAGAUCGAGGGCGCCCUUCACAUCGGAGGGAACAAGGAAGAAGACAAGAAUAAGCACCCGGUGGAGGAUCAGUACCACCAGGAGAAGGAGAAGGAGAAGGAGAAGGGGGGGUUCAUGGACAAAGUGAAAGACAAGAUCCAUGGAGGAGAGAAUCAAGAGGGAAAGUACCCAGUGGAUCAGCAAAAGUACCCGGAGGAUCAGUACAACCAGGAGAAGGAGAAGGGAGGGUUCAUGGAGAAAGUGAAGGAGAAGAUCCAUGGAGGAGAGAAUGAAGAGGGCAAGGAGGGGGAGAAGAAGAAGAAGGAGAAGAAGAAAAAGAAGGACGGCGAACACGACGAAGACGGCCAUAGCAGCAGCAGCGACAGCGACAGCGACUAGAUCCCUCUCCGGUCUCCAUACCCACCACUCUCAUCAUGAUUUACGUAUAGG